AUGCUUAGUUUGUGUACCCUCUACCUGGAUACAACAAUGCUUCGUUAUGCAGUUCUGGCAAUUUUAUUGCUUCAGUACGCUCGAGAUUACUCAUUACAGACCAACGCACUGAUCCUACAUCUAGCUGAUUAUGUUGGUGCAGCCAACAUUUGGAUAGGUUUGGUAUGUCCUGAUACAAAUGCGAAGAAUUGUGUAUGGGAUGAUGGUCGAAUAGGAGCAGAUCAGUACAAUGCAUUUUAUCCAGGCUAUCCUUGUGGAAAUUGUGAUCAACAUUGGUUGCAUAUGUUUAACUCGAAAGCGGGUGACAGCGCUGGCAAAUGGGCCUCAGCAAGCAUAUACCGUGCUAAGAUCGGCUAUGUUUGUGAAGUGUCAACAAGAGGUACUGUAACCUAG
Messenger RNA from Cylicostephanus goldi, 393 nucleotides. The record is from the annotation of a GenBank genome assembly. NCBI's taxonomy places the organism in Eukaryota, Metazoa, Nematoda, Chromadorea, Rhabditida, Strongylidae.